This is a messenger RNA of Auxenochlorella protothecoides, 1374 nucleotides long. RefSeq lists its product as hypothetical. Lineage: Eukaryota; Viridiplantae; Chlorophyta; Trebouxiophyceae; Chlorellales; Chlorellaceae. The transcript is spliced from 3 exons. The coding region runs from base 1 to 1374 and encodes 457 amino acids. The record is from RefSeq and is a predicted model, not a curated record.
AUGCCCUCCAACGGGCUGGCGGGCGGGGCCCCUGGCGUGCGGCCCGUGAUCUGCCCUGUCUCGCGUGACUUGAACAAGGCGGUCAUGCUGGGCUGGGCGUCCCGCCCCCGGGAAGUCGAGUGCUCAGCCUCCCUCCCCAGCGCCAGGAUGGUGCGCCAAGUGAUCCGCGUGCCCUACUCCGAGGACCGGCCCCGCCUGACCAAGGCGGCCCCCAGCCUGGCGGGCACCCUCCCCUGCCCUAUCCCCCGCUCUGCCAUGCACCGGGUGCCCUCCCUCCUCUUCGACAUGGACCUAGACCUGGAGCACAGCCACCUGGCCCGAGUGGCCACCCUGGAUGAGACGGAUCUGGCCUCCACACGCGCCGCCAUCCUGGCAGCGCUGGAGCCCACCAGCGACGCCGAGUACAUGGUGCUGCUGCACGUCCGCUUCGCGCGCGACGACGCGCUGCGCCGCGGUAGGGCCCUCACCCUGGCCUCCCUGGCCGAGGUUCUGCACCGGCUGGGGUACGGGGUGCGCAUCCGCACCGCCAACGGCGGCGGGCGCUGCGGCGCCUGCCUGCGCAACCUGCGCCACUCCUUCCUGGCCGUGUCGCUGGCAGGGCCGGGGACGCCCUGUGACCUCAUCGUCGACCCCGCCUUUCGCGAACAGUUCCAGAUUGCGCACAUGAUGGAGCGAUACAGGAGGGUCAUGGCCAUGGUGCCCGAGGAGGUGGUGCUCCCCCCCGCUCGUCUCGAGAAGCUGGUGGAGGUGCUGUGCGGCGAGAUGCAGCGCGCCUUCAGCGAGAAGGACCUCUCCCUGCCCCCCUGGCGCGCCCUGGGCGCCAUGCUCUCCAAGUGGCACCCCGGCCAGGGCAAGUCCAAGGACGUGGCAGUGCAGCCGCGGAGCAGGGGCGGGGGGGGGAGCGCCGCGUCUGACGCCCAGCGCCGUCUGAUCCAGUCGCUGCAGCCCCAGGCAGACGCGCAGGACGCGGCUGCCGCGAUUGACACGCCGGAUGCGGGGGCCGUCCCGCCGUCCACCCGCGCAGACGGCUGCCCCGAGUGCGGCUCCCGCGCCUGCGCCACGCACGCCUGCCCGCCCUUGUUCCUGGGCCCGCGUGGCAACGUGGCUGCCGAGGAGGAGGAGCACCUGCUGGACGACCUGGAGGCCGGCGGGGAGGCAGAGGCGCUCCUGGGUUCGUCCCCGGGGGCCAUCGCCACGCCCUCCUCGGCCAGCGACAGCGAGGGCGACUCCCCGCUGGUGCGCGCCCGCACGGCGCGGCCCACCCCCUCCCUCCACGUCAGCUGGGGCCUGGGCCUGGGCCUGGCCUCCUCCUGCAGCGGCAGCGCCCUGGGCGACGGCUCCCAGGCCUCCCGCAGCGCCCUCCAGGCGCAGUAG